Aspergillus novofumigatus IBT 16806 is the source of this 1140-nucleotide messenger RNA. RefSeq names its product protein transporter TIM23. Gene Ontology annotation, cellular component: TIM23 mitochondrial import inner membrane translocase complex; mitochondrial inner membrane. The transcript has 3 exons. Gene Ontology annotation, molecular function: transmembrane protein transporter activity. The record is from RefSeq and is a predicted model, not a curated record. Gene Ontology annotation, biological process: protein import into mitochondrial matrix. NCBI's taxonomy places the organism in Eukaryota, Fungi, Ascomycota, Eurotiomycetes, Eurotiales, Aspergillaceae. Bases 141 to 713 code for a protein of 190 amino acids.
CUUCCAUUAAUUCAUCUGUCAUCAUUAACCCUGCCAUCAAGGCCAGUUGCGCUGUCGGGGUAGUGCUCUUUACCUCUUUCGCUCUACUUCCUAUUUACAUUCUUAUCCGUGUUUUAAUCUAAUUAUUUUCCUACAUCAAAAUGGCGAUUUGGGACUCAAUCAGCGGCCGCAAGCAGGCCCAAGGAUCCGAGGCUUUCGACCCUUCGACCGCGCAAGAUGCCACAUCCUUCCUCUCCGAAGCUCUCAUACCUGAUCCUACUCAGCUUCAUCCUCUUGCUGGCUUGAACCAAGAUACUCUUGACUAUCUGACCCUCGAAGACUCCGCCCUUGACGAAAUUCCGGGGUCGCGAUCGGUAUUGCCAUCCCGUGGAUGGUCGGACGACCUGUGUUACGGAACCGGAACUACCUACCUUACUGCGCUGACGAUAGGAGGUGCUUGGGGUCUUGCUGAAGGUCUAAGACGACCGUUUCUCGGAAACUCCGCGGGUGUGGUGGCCAUGGUAUACAACGGGUUCAACUCGGGACUGGGUUACGCACGGGGAAAGCAUGACUCAGCCAACAGCAUUGUUGCAGGUGGCUUGAGUGGAAUGCUCUUCAAGAGUACUAGGGGUCUCAAGCCCAUGAUGAUUUCUGGUGGUAUUGUGGCUAGUAUCGCUGGUACCUGGGCUGUACGUGCAUUCUCAUUUCUUUCUUCUAGUAGCGUUGUUCGCUAAGUCAUCCGACGCGCUUUUCUGUAAACACCAACCCAACCUUUGCUCGAUUGCAAUUUGUGCGCCUGAGCCAUGUCGACUCGAAAAUGAAUCAUCGCAAGGUCGCAGAACCCACAAACUCCAUGCUUUAUUUCAGCGAAACGGGCGGAUGCUGUUCAUGCUAUACUCCUUUAUUCUCGUCUUAUUUUCUUUUCCCGACUGUAUUAGAACGGCUUUCUCGUCCAUCACAAAUCUCUUCACUCCGGCGCUCAGAGUAUCCAUCUUUUUGCAUUAUCCGUGAGUUGGGACCGGCAUGAUAAUGGGUUUUUCUUUUUCAUAUUUUACGGUUUCUGUACAUAUAGUCACCUCCAGCCUUUGCACAGGGCUCCGUCAGAGCAUUGAUCUGCUUAUUGGAUGAUUUAGGAGCUCAAAUGAAAAGUCUCGAAACGAA